GUUAAAGUAAAUGCUAUUCUAUGGGGUAGAGAUGUAAAUUGACAUUGAAUGGGGAGAGAGAAAGAGCGAGAGAUCCUACGGCUCUGCUAAGCCUCGCUCGACUCCAUCACUUUUAUCGCUUCUCUUUUUCUCCGCUUUUUCCCCCUUCUUGCCUGUACUCUAAGCUCGGCUCCGAUCCGGCUAAGAUCCAGCUCCCACCAUUUUCUCUCCUGUUCGAUCUCCCUCCUUUCUGCUUUGCACACCUACACAGACUGACAGACUUACAGUCAGUAUGCAGCUUUGCCUUUUGAAACAGAGUUAGAUGUAGGACAUUCAAAUCUCUCAUGUUUUGAUUUUGCUGAUUGAAGUUUGUUGAGGUCGAGAGUGAAGCCCCCAAAAAAGUUGUUGGCGCUUUCUUGACUUUUCAUGCAGUUUGGGGCAGGUGUAGUUGGUGAGAAAUCUGGAGUCUUGAUGGAUUGGAACGUAAGCACUGCAUACAAAAAUUUAAAAGAUAUGGAACCAAAAUCUGUGAUGGAUGUGGCACUCAUUCCAAACAUGGAUCCAAUAGAUAAUCGUAAGUGCAAAUUUUGUGGACAAAUCUAUUCAAUUUCUACAGCCACAGGCAAUUUGGGGAGACACCUCAGCAACCGUCAUCCAGGGUAUGAUAAGUUAGAUGAUAGCAUCUCCACCCCAGGCUCACAAGCAAUAAUUGUCAUCAAGAAGCCUCAAAUCCAACCCAAAACAUCUCACAUUGAACCCGAACAUCUCAACUGGCUCCUCAUAAAAUGGCUCAUUUUAGCGUCUUUGCCACCUUCCACAUUCGAAGAAAAAUGGCUAUCCAACUCCUUUAAAUUCCUCAGUCCACCUGUCCAAAUCUGGCCCACUGAAAAAUUCCAAGCAGUACUCCACGAAGUUUUCAGAAGCAUGCGCGACGACAUACGGUGCAUGUUAGAAAACGUUUCCUCAAAAGUAUCAAUAACCCUAGAUUUUUGGACAUCGUAUCAACAAAUUUUUUACAUGAGUGUUACUUGUCAAUGGAUUGACGAGUCUUGGUCCUUCCGAAAAUUUCUUCUUGAUAUAUCUCGGGUUCCUUCGCCUUGUGGAAGUGCAGAGAUAUAUCACACGCUAAUCAAAGUGUUGAAGUUUUAUAACUUAGAAACUAGGGUUCUUUCGUGUACUCAUGAUAAUAGUACGAAUGCUGUUCUUGCAUGUCAUACUCUUAAAGAGGACCUUGAUAGCCAAAAAGCCAACCCCUUUUGCUACGUUCCUUGUGCUGCUCGUACUUUGAAUUCAAUUAUAGAUGACAGUUUGCGAUCGACCAAAUUAGUGAUUUCAAAGAUCCGGGAGUUUGCAUUGGAGAUGAAUUCAUCGUCUGAGAUGAUGGAGGAAUUUAUUCAGUUUACAACAACUUAUCAAGAAGGGAAUUGGAAGUUUCCACUUGAUGUUUCUUCGCGAUGGAGUGGCACCUACCAAAUGCUUGAUAUUGUUCGUAAGGCAGGUAGAUCUAUGGAAACUUUAAUUCGAAAGUAUGAAGAAACACAUGGUCGAUUACUGUUAAAUUCAGCCGAGAAAAACGCAAUCAAUAUCAUGCAUUCAUAUCUCGAGCCUUUCUACAAGACCACAAACGACAUAUGCACGAAUCGCCUACCAACUCUCGGACUCGUUCUCUUCUUCAUGGACCACAUCUCCGAGACCAUAACCGCCUGCCGAGAGUCCCGCCACACCCCCGAUUGGCUGAAAAACGCGGCGGUUGACAUGGCGGGAAAAGUCCGAAGCUACAACGAUCAAGUCUCGAAUAUUUUCACAUACAUGACCGCGAUUCUCGAUCCCCGAAUCAAAAUCGAACUCAUUCCCGAAAGUCUUAAUUUAGAAAACUAUCUCGAAGAAGCAAGGAGCCAUUUCGUGAGAAAUUACUCAACUACCCAUUUCGCGUCUGUCACAAUGACGUAUGGGAGUACUCAAGAAUCGGAGGAUGGAGGAGGGGUAAAUGUGUCUUUUGCGGAGGAAAUUGCACGGAAAAGACGGAGGGCGAGUAUGGGGACGGCGACGGAUGAAUUGACACAGUAUUUGUCGGAACCGCCGGCUCCGAUUCCGAUCGAUGUGUUGGAAUGGUGGAAGGUGAACAGCGGUCGGUAUCCGCGGUUGUCGGUGAUGGCACGUGAUUUCUUGGCGGUGCAGGCGGCGGCGGUGGUGCCAGAGGAUUUGUUUUGUAGUAAAGGGGAUGAGGUGGAGAGGCAAAAGGAGUCGCUUCCGUAUUCGAGUAUGCAAGCGAUUCUUUGUGUUAGGUCGUGGACGGAAAGUGGGAUGAAGUUGAAAUAUAAGUCGACGGAGAUUGAUUAUGAGAGGUUGAUGGAGUUGGUAGAGAAUGGGGGUGGUGGUUUUGAGAAGAAACAGAAAUGAGAUUAAUGGAAGGAAGGGGUAGGAUUGUAAUUUGGAGAGGGAUUUGAGUUUGUUUGUGUGUUGGUGUAUAUUUAGGUCUUGUAGUUUGUUGAUGUACAGAUUACAGUGGAUAAUGAUUCUAAC
Molecule: messenger RNA, 2502 nt
Organism: Lactuca virosa
Lineage: Eukaryota; Viridiplantae; Streptophyta; Magnoliopsida; Asterales; Asteraceae
Source: the annotation of a GenBank genome assembly